AUGAAAGCUGCGAUAAGAAGUGACAAUCCUGUGAUUCUGUUUGAACACGUUUUGCUCUAUAACCUCAAGGAGACUAUCCCGGACGAAGAAUACGUCUGUAAUCUUGAAGAAGCGGAAAUGGUCAGACCCGGUGAACACAUCACUAUCUUGACGUACUCAAGAAUGAGGUACCAUGUAAUGCAGGCUGCAAAGACGCUGGUGAACAAAGGGUACGAUCCUGAAGUGAUCGACAUAAGGUCGUUGAAGCCGUUUGAUCUCUACACUAUUGGGAACUCGGUGAAGAAGACGCACCGGGUUUUGAUUGUGGAGGAAUGUAUGAGAACAGGAAGGAUUAGAGCAAGCUUGACGGCAGCCAUAAACGAGAACUUUAAUGAUUACUUGGAUGCUCCGGUGAGGUGA
Messenger RNA from Microthlaspi erraticum, 399 nucleotides. The record is from the annotation of a GenBank genome assembly. NCBI's taxonomy places the organism in Eukaryota, Viridiplantae, Streptophyta, Magnoliopsida, Brassicales, Brassicaceae.